CUCGUUCAACGAGACCCACGAGAUAAUGGCCACGUGCGCGAUAAUGUUUGUCGUUCUUCUCAUCUCGACAAUCGUGAAUUACAUAAACCCGAUGUACUUGGUAAACUAUACUCUGCGCAUACUGAUUACGUCGACCAACCAUUUUGCAGCCAACUCUCUGUGGUGGCUUAUCAUGGGCAAGCCCAUCUACAAGUGCAUGUUUGAUCGGAAUCGCUACUACACAUACUCUUACGGCAAGUGUGGCAGGUCGGUGUCAGGGAGUACGGUUUGCUACACGAACACCGGCUCCUUCUACGAGCAAAACACCGCUUACGCCAACUUUGUCCUGUCUUCCAAGAGAACCUCGUUUCUGAAUGUAGACGCUGCAAGUGAACGGGCCAUUCGGAUUUCAAUUGGAGAUGGUCUAUGUCAGGGGCAAAUCCUGACUGACUGUCCUGACCACUGCAUUGUAGCACUCAAUGAGUCGCGGCUGUACGCACCGAUUUCAGUUCCCGAUGCUGCUGCCAUGCCGCCGCUCAAGCUGAGUGCCGCUCACGUCAGGCACCUGGACUAUUACAACCAAUCCGAGCGUCAGCUGCUCUAAUUUUAUUAUUAGUUUUAUUCAUGUAACCCCAAAAAUAUAAUUUUUUUUAAAAA
This is a messenger RNA of Kickxella alabastrina, 636 nucleotides long. RefSeq lists its product as uncharacterized. The record is from RefSeq and is a predicted model, not a curated record. The transcript has 3 exons. NCBI's taxonomy places the organism in Eukaryota, Fungi, Kickxellomycota, Kickxellomycetes, Kickxellales, Kickxellaceae. Bases 26 to 583 code for a protein of 185 amino acids.